GUGAUGAGGAGUGCUCUGCUGCUGCUGGCCUCUCUGGCCUUUGCCUCCAUGAUUUAUUUUGCUGAUGGAGCUAAUAGAUAUGUGAUGUCUGCUCCCAACUUGCUUCGAGUGGGGACAGCAGAAAACAUCUUUGUCGAGUGUCAAGAGUGCACACAAGACACUCAAGUCACAAUCAACGUGAUGAACCAUCCAACAAAAUCUAAAAAGCUGGCAACCACAUCUGUGACGCUCAAUAAUGGCAACCACUACCAGCAGCUCGGGAAAAUAACCAUCCCACCUGGAGAAUUCAACAGGGAUCCAAAUUUAAAGCAGUACGUUUAUCUUCGAGCCAUUUUCCCCACUCGUGAGCUGGAGAAAGUUGUCUUGGUGUCCUUCCAGUCUGGUUAUAUCUUCAUACAGACUGACAAGACCAUCUACACCCCCGACAGCAAAGUUCUUUUCAGGAUCUUUGGACUUACACCAGGAAUGGAGCCGGUGGAAAGGGAUGCUGCAAAUCAAGUUGAUGCCACUAUCUCCAUUGACAUUGUGACUCCUGAGGAUAUCGUCGUAGCACUUGAUCCAGUGGCUCUAAAUUCAGGUAUUCAUACUGGAGAUUACCAGCUUGCUGAUAUUGUAAGCCCUGGAUUGUGGAAAGUGGUGGCAAGGUUCAACAGUAACCCACAACAGAGCUAUCAUGCAGAGUUUGAGGUCAAAGAAUAUGUGCUUCCCAGUUUUGAAGUUAAACUCUCGCCUGUUAUACCGUUCUUCUAUGUGGACAGUGACCUGCUCACCAUCAAAAUCCGAGCUACCUAUCUGUUUGGAAAAGACGUGGAUGGAACUGCCUAUGUCGUCUUUGGAAUUAUAGACGAUGGUCAGAAGAAGGGCCUCCCAGGCUCGCUUUCAAGAGUGCAAAUUCGCAACGGAGAAGGAGAGGUUGACCUUAAGAAGGAGCAGAUAACACAGACCUUCCCACAAAUUCUUCAACUCGUGGGGAAAUCCAUUUUUGUGUCUGUCAGCGUGUUGACAGAGAGCGGUAGUGAAAUGGUGGAAGCAGAGUUGAGAGGCAUCCAGAUCGUAACGUCACCCUACAGCAUCACUUUCAAGAGAACACCCAAAUAUUUCAAGCCAGGAAUGUCCUUUGAUGUUGUGGUUGAAGUUGUGAAUCCUGAUGGAACCCCAGCAGAGGGUAUUCCAGUGAUGAUCCCCCCUGAUGUGAGGGGCCUCACUGCGCCCAAUGGCAUGGCAAGGCUUACCAUUAAUACAGGAGUAGUGGACAAACUGACAAUCACCGCAACAACUGAGGAUCCUAAUAUUACACCUGAGAGGCAAGCAAAAGCAAAGAUGGAAGCUCUGCCAUACAAAGGCUUACAUUUUAUCCACAUAGGUGUGGACGCAGCCGAGGUCAAAUUAGGAGACAACAUGAAAGUCAACCUCAACCUCAAUGGGCAGCCAAAUAACCAACGAAGAGACAUUACAUACUUGAUCUCCAGCAGAGGCCAAAUAGUGAAAACCGGACGUUAUGAAAACAAAGGCCAAGUACUGAUUUCCCUGAUAAUUACAGUUACUAAAGAGAUGUUGCCGUCCUUCCGCAUCACUGCCUUCUACCAUCUAAGUGACACGGAGGUGGUAUCAGACUCUGUUUGGGUGGAUGUGAAAGUCUCCUGCAUGGGCUUGAUAAAACUGGAAGCAUCGCGACCAGCUGCCUCCUAUGAGCCUCGCAGGAUGUUUGGUCUGAGAGUCACUGGCGACCCAGAAGCCACAGUUGGACUGGUGGCGGUAGAUAAAGGUGUAUACGUCCUAAACAACAAGCACCGCCUCACCCAGAAAAAAGUGUGGGAUGUGGUAGAGAAGUAUGACACAGGCUGCACGGCGGGCGGAGGAAAGGACAGCAUGAGCGUGUUCUAUGAUGCUGGGCUAGUGUUUGAGUCCAGCACUGCUGCAGGAACGCCAUACAGACAAGAGCCGAAAUGUCCAAAACCCGCGAGGAGAAAAAGAGCUACAACUAUAUUGGAAGUCAGAACCACCUUAGUUAGUAAAUACGACAAUGAGCUGCAACGUGAUUGUUGUUUGGAUGGCAUGAAGAACACCCCACUGUCUUACACCUGUAAGCAGCGCAGCGAGUACAUAGUGGAUGGUCAAGCCUGCAUCGAAGCCUUCCUGUACUGCUGCACGGAGAUGGAAACCCAGAAAGCUGAGAAUAAAGAUGAAGAACUUCAACUUGCUCGGAGUUCAAAAGAUGAGAAUUACAUGGACAGCAAUGAAAUUGUGACUCGCACUAAGUUCCCCGAAAGUUGGCUGUGGUCAGACAUCAAACUUCCCGCUUGCCCCAGACAAAAUUGCGAGUCCACCUCUUGGGAGAAAAUGAUUCCUUUGCAAGACUCAAUCACAACCUGGCAGUUCACCGGCAUCGGCCUCUCAAGAACUCAUGGAAUAUGUGUCAGUGACCCAUUAGAGGUCAUUGUCAGGAAGGAAUUCUUCAUCGAUCUCAGGCUGCCUUAUUCAGCUGUUCGCGGAGAACAGCUAGAAAUAAAAACAAUACACAUCUCAGCUUCCUUUUUGUCUUGUUUUAAGGUUCGUAUGGACCUGACUGAACAAGAGAAUGUGUGCAGUGCAGCCUCCAAACGUGGCCGGUUUCGCCAGGAAGUCAGAGUUGGGCCCACUACUACUCGUUCCGUACCCUUCGUCAUUAUCCCCAUGAAGGAGGGUCAACACAGCAUCGAGGUCAAAGCUGCCGUUAAAAACUCCCACCUCAGUGAUGGAAUCAUGAAGAUGCUCAGGGUCGUGCCUGAAGGUGUACUAACCAAAGAGGCCAAGACUGUGACUCUGGAUCCAGCUAAUAAAGGAAAAGAAGGUGUACAAGAAGAAAUUUUGAACAAUAAUAUUCCAAAGAAUGGCUUGGUUCCAAAUGCACCCACUACCACACAGGUGUCAGUCACAGGAAGAGAGCAAGUGGCUGCACUUGUGGAGAAUGCUAUCAGUGGGAAAUCUAUGGGCACGCUGAUCAGACAGCCCACAGGCUGCGGAGAGCAGACCAUGAUCCAUAUGACCCUCCCUGUCAUCGCAACCACAUAUUUGGACAAAACCAACCAGUGGGAAGCUGUGGGAUUUCAGAGGCGAAAUGAAGCUAUUGAGCACAUAAAAACUGGCUACAGAAGAGAGCUGACUUACCGUAAAGGUGAUGGGUCAUUUGCAGUCUGGGUUAAUCAUCCGAGCAGCAGCUGGCUGACGGCAUUCGUUGUGAAAGUGUUUUCUAUAGCCUACAAGCUGGUGGCCAUAAAAAAUGAACACAUUUGUGAAUCAGUCAAGUAUCUGAUCCUCAACGCUCAGCAGCCCGACGGUUUAUUUAGGGAAGUUGGCAAAGUUAUCCACGGAGAGAUGAUUGGUGACGUGCGUGGCAAAGAUUCAGAUGCCUCCAUGACAGCCUUCAACCUAAUUGCCAUGCAGGAGGCUCGCACAAUAUGUGCCAACAGUGUUAAUAGUCUGCCAGGCAGCAUUGACAAAGCAAUCAGCUACCUGGAGAAACGUCUGCCAACUCUAACCAAUCCCUAUGCUGUCGCUAUGACGUCAUAUGCUUUGGCCAAUGAAGGAAAACUGGAUCGGGAGACCCUUUACAAGUUUGCAUCUCCAGAAUUGUCUCACUGGCCUGUACCUGGAAAAUAUGUGUUCACACUGGAGGCCACAGCUUACGCUCUCUUAGCUCUGGUCAGGAGCAAGUUAUUUGAAGAUGCAAGACCUGUUGUGAGAUGGUUCAACCAGCAGCAGUUUGUGGGUGGCGGUUAUGGAUCGACUCAGGCUACAAUCAUGGUUUACCAGGCUGUGGCUGAGUACUGGACCGAGGCUAAAGAGCCAGAAUAUAAUCUAAAGGUAGACAUUUUCAUGCCGGGAAGAGCAAAUCCUGAAAAGUACCACUUUACCAGAAACAAUCACUAUGCGACAAGAACAUCCAAAAUUAAUGACAUAAACCAGGAUGUGAAAGUGAGUGCCACAGGAUCCGGGGAAGCAACUGUGAAAAUGGUGUCUCUGUAUUAUGCUCUGCCUAAAGAAAAGGAAAGUGACUGCAAGAAGUUUGAUCUGAAAGUGGAGCUUAUUCCAGAAAAAUUGGCCGACAGUGAGAAGAUAUACAAGCUUAGAAUUGAGGUUUUGUACAAGAACAGCAUGCAGGAUGCAACCAUGUCGAUCCUUGACAUUGGCUUGCUUACUGGCUUCACUGUUGAUACAAAAGAUCUGGACCUUUUGUCUAAGGGCCGUGCGGCUACCAUCGCAAAAUACGAGAUGAACACAGUCCUGUCAGAGAGAGGCUCGCUCAUCAUUUACUUGGACAAGGUAUCUCACACACGGCCAGAAGAGAUUGCAUUUAGAGUCCAUCAGACAAUGAAAGUGGGCGUUUUGCAGCCAGGAUCCGUGUCUGUCUACGAAUACUAUGACCAAACGCCAUGUGUAAAAUUCUACCAUCCAGAGAGGGAAGCUGGACAACUCCUGCAGCUUUGCCAGAAUGAUGAAUGCACAUGUGCAGAAGAGAAUUGCAGUAUGCAGAAGAAGGGCAAAAUCAGCAAUGAUGAACGCACAGCCAAGAUUUGCGAGAGCACAGAGAUCAGCAAAAUUGACUAUGCGUACAAAGUUUUGGUGGAGAAUGUUGUAUACGAUUUGGCCACGGACAGUUAUGCAAUGAGGAUAACGGAAGUCAUCAAAGAAGGAAACACUGAUGUCGGUCCUUUGAAUAAACUGCGUGCAUUCCUUAGUUAUCAGCACUGCAGGGAAAGUUUGAAUCUUACUAAGGGCAAAACAUACCUGAUCAUGGGCUCGUCCAAAGACAUUCACAUUGAUGAGCAACAGCUGACGUACCAAUACGUGCUUGGUGAGAGAACUUGGAUUGAGUACUGGCCAACAGGCAGUGAAUGUCAGCAGGAUGAGUUCAGACCCGUGUGUCUGGGCAUGGAGGAGAUGGUUGAUCAGUACACAACCUUUGCCUGUCAGCAGUAGCUAAACUCGAGGAUGCGGUUCACCCUUUUUGGAUAGUUUGGAUUUUGCAUUCUGCUUGUAAAACAUUAAAUGUGACAUGUGGAUAUAAAAUAAGAAAGGUCACACUGUUGAUUAAAAUUUCAUGGUACGUACAAACGUUGACGUUGG
Molecule: messenger RNA, 5106 nt
Organism: Menidia menidia (Atlantic silverside)
Lineage: Eukaryota; Metazoa; Chordata; Actinopteri; Atheriniformes; Atherinopsidae
Source: the annotation of a GenBank genome assembly